Messenger RNA from Cuscuta campestris, 1159 nucleotides. Lineage: Eukaryota; Viridiplantae; Streptophyta; Magnoliopsida; Solanales; Convolvulaceae. The record is from the annotation of a GenBank genome assembly.
AAAUUAUGGAUAGGAUACCGAUUCCCUAAAGAUCGGGAUUGACCAAUAGAAGGAGCAACAAGAGCCGAUGUCUGGGCGGUAUGACAAUAAUAGUCGGAAAGGUGGGCAGGGGGGCGUCGUAUACGAACUGACCUGGUUGUCCGGAUUGGUGGAUGUGUCGCUGACGCUGGAUGCCUCGCUGCCAUUGAAGGAGGAAGCAGUGGGUUGGGGGUUCUUGGCGGCAGCGGGUUGGGGUGUAUUUUCGGCAGUAGGGAGGCCAAAGUUUGUAUUGAUGGAGAAUGUUGUUGAUCUUUUAAAAUUUUCAAGUGGGUUUCAUGGGAGAUAUGCUUUAAGCCGGCUUGUAGGGAUGAAUUAUCAGGCACGGAUGGGUAUGCUUGCGGCUGGAGCGUAUGGCCUCCCACAAUUUCGCAUGCGUGUCUUUUUGUCGAGUGCCCUUCAAGGAAAGAAGCUGCCACAAUUUCCUUUGCCAACCCACAAAGUUGAUAGUAGAGGUGUUAUUCCCAAAGAGUUUGAGUGCAACAAUGUUGAUUAUGAAAACCGUGAUAUCAACCUAAAGGACGCACUCUUUCUUGAAGAUGCCAUUUCCGAUCUUCCUAAGUUGGAUCCUAAUGUCAAAAGAGUGUACUUGCCUUCUGGGAAGCCAUUGGUACCUAACUAUGCUAUCUCUUUUGUGAAAGGGAAUUCGACCAAGCCAUUCAAAAGAUUAUGGUGGGACGAAACUGUCCCAACCGUUGUCACCAGGGCUGAGCCGAACAAUCAGGCAAUUUGUCACCCUGUCGAAGACAGAGUUCUCAUAGUCAGAGAGAACGCUCGGUUACAGGCUUUCCUGAUUACUACAAGCUUUGUGGCUCCAUCAAACAAGUACACACAAGUGGGAAAUGCAGUUGCUGUGCUAGUUGCCAAAGCUUUAGGUUACUCAUUAGCUCUCUCAUUCAAAGGCUUGUCUAAAGAAGCUACCAUGUUUACAUUGCCCGAAGGAUAUGGUGCGAUUCAAGAGCUGCCAGCUGAUCAAACGUCUUCUGCUGAAUUUCCAAAUUGAAGUUUUUGAAGGUUAUUAUUGAUUGCGCUACGGCAUACGUUUUUUUAGUAAUUAUUCUUUUCUUCUCAGCAUCUGGACAAGUUAAAAAACCCAUUGUUGCAGUAAAAUUUAGUUUUGCUG